Sclerotinia trifoliorum is the source of this 1418-nucleotide messenger RNA. Lineage: Eukaryota; Fungi; Ascomycota; Leotiomycetes; Helotiales; Sclerotiniaceae. The record is from the annotation of a GenBank genome assembly.
GUAGAUGGAUCACUAAUCUGCAUGUUAUCUGCCCCUCCAUCCAUCAUAUCUUUGUAAGCUGGCUGGAGAUUUGAAAGCGCAGGGUUUCUUAGAACUUUAUUUACAACCCAUGCAACCUGUCUGACACAAGGCUCCUUCUUCUGCCUAGACACGACACCCUCAAGGCUGAGAUAUCUAUCAAUCAUUCUCAAAAGACAAUCAACAUGGCCAUUCAGUAUGUAUAUAUUCAAGGGAAUUAAAUGAAACACAAUUGAUUUCGACUAACAUUUUACAGCUAUCUCAUCUUGCUGUCGCGGCAGGGUAAAGUUGUAUGUGCUUCUCCUUUAUGAACAAUAAGAAUAAGCUCGAACAUACACUGACUCCAUAAAGAGACUCGCAAAGUGGUUCACAACAUUAUCGCCAAAAGAGAAGGCCAAGAUUAUUAAAGAUGUCUCUCAACUUGUGCUGGCACGAAGAACGAGGAUGUGCAACUUCUUGGAGUACAAGGGUCAGAUUGCUCCAGUAAAAGUAUAUCUCGAGCUUCAUGCUGACUGCAUUGAUGGCAGAUUCCAAAAUAGUUUAUCGACGAUACGCCUCUCUCUUCUUUAUCGCCGGAUGUGCCUCAAGGGAUAAUGAGCUCAUUACUUUGGAAAUUGUUCACCGCUAUGUCGAGCAAAUGGACAAAUACUAUGGAAAUGUUUGCGAGCUGGUAAUUCGAAUCCCGCGAGGUGAAAUCUGUCAUUUUAUACUGAUAUGGCCUCAGGAUAUUAUCUUCAACUUUCAAAAGGCAUACUUCAUAUUGGAUGAGUUAUUGCUAGCUGGGGAAAUGCAGGAGAGUAGUAAGAAGAAUGUGCUCAGGGUGAUAUCAGCACAAGACUCAAUAGAGGAUACAGAGGUGAGUGGUGAACAUUACUUCGGGUCGUAGUGGUUAUUCUAGGCAUGGUACCAUUUCCCCAUGUCUGGGGAACACCAUUUCAACUCGAAUUUCUUUCAUGCUGAUCGAAAUUCCGCAACUCCAGGUCGACGAAGAGAUUACCAAGCUUAUGUGAAUCGGUGCUUUUAUACAUGUAUUACAGAAAUAUAUAUGGGCGGAUGGAGUCUGGCGCGAGAAUAUCACAUACCGCCUUCAAGAAAAUUUCAAGCGCUGUGCAAAAUUUCUUGUGACGGGUUUGUUUGCUAACUAGGUGCUGGUUCGUUUUCUCUAGGCUCAAGAAGAGGUAAUCAGUGGACUUAGGGAGAUUGGUCUCGCUUGAUGCUCUUUCACGACUGCCGACAUGAGUUUGCAGAUUCGGAUGAAUGGUACUGGCGUUCUCACACAGGGUGUUUUUAUGGAUGGUAAGAUACCCACAAGGAAUUUAAGGUCGGGUACGGUUUACAAAUCAAAUCCGAGUUUGAAGUAUGAAAAGGCGUUUGUAUAAGUUUGAGUUAUGAAAUGAUAC